AUGCCUCAGAUGUCCGCACCACCUCUCAUGAACCCUCCGCCUCAGAUCUUUGGCGCUUAUGGGAACGAUGGAUUGCCGAUGCCACCGAAUAUCGGCGAUAUCUCACAGGCAAUAUUUGGAGACGGGACGCUGCUGGACGAGAGCAAUGAGGCAAAGAGGAGGAGAAUCGCAAGGGCUUGUGAUAUGUGUAGGAAGAAGAAAAUCAAGUGCGAUGGUAAAAUGCCAGCUUGUACCCAUUGCAUCAACUAUAAGACGGAAUGUGUAUUUACACAAGUGGAGAAGAAGAGGAAUCCACCGAAAGGUGCGAAAUAUAUUGAAGGACUUGAAAAUCGUUUGGGGCGAAUGGAGAGUUUGCUCAAAUUGUCAGGGCUUUUGAAAGAAGAUGACAAUGGUCGCACGGACUUGGGAACAUUAGAGAAACGUCUUGCAGAGACUCAACAGGCCAUGAGGGCGUCGCAGGCUCCUACGUCGGGACCAAACUCGCCGUCGCAAAGCUCGCCUGGCCUCGACCAUAGUAAUACGGUAACUCCAAGAAGCACUCUUGCUUCGCCGGAACCACCGAACCGUAAUGGUGAUAAGCGUCACUCUCAUGUGUCUGCUAAGGCCGAGGAGGAAGAAGAAGGGGAGAAGCAGGAAGGUGUGGAGGAGCUGUCUGACAUGAUGUGCUCCUUGGUUACUAAUAAUUGCGGUGAGACGAGAUACAUCGGAUCUUCUUCUGGAUUUUCCAUCUUCUCUCCAAAGGGUAUUCAAUGGGUGAACGAGAAGACUGGUGACUCUUGUUUUCAAGAAAUGAUUUCAUCAUCUUCAGUCGACGAUCAAAAGUCUAUGUACUGGAAACCUGAAGUCUUCGAUCACCUUUUCGAGCGUCGGGUCUACAGGCAACUACCACCAAAAAAUGAGUGUGUCUCUCUCAUGAAGGACUUCUUUGAGAACUUCAAUUGCAUGUUUCCGCUAUUCCACCAGCCAACCUUCAUGCACUUGGUUGAACGACAGUACUCGGAAGAUCCUUAUGAUGGAUCUGGAUGGUGGGCAAGUCUCAACGUGGUGUUGGCCAUCGCCCACAGACUACGUGUUAUGAGUAAUUUAGUCCCAGCCGAGGAGGACGAGAAAGCUUGGGGAUAUAUGAAGAAUGCUUUGGCCGUUUUCACGGAGCUAACAAUGCGCAAUACCGAUCUCCUGAGUGUACAAGCGCUGCUAGGAAUGGCUCUCUACCUUCAGGGAACACCAAAUCCACAACCAUCAUUCUUUCUCGUCGCGGCUGCUAUUCGUCUCUCACACAGUAUUGGUCUUCACAAGAGAGGCUCUGGAUUUAAUCUCAACCCGGUCGAAAUCGAACAGCGAAAGCGAGUUUUCUGGAUUGGAUAUAUGUUGGACAAGGAUAUUUGCUUGAGAUCUGGUCGACCUCCAGCGCAAGACGAUGACGAUAUGAAUGUGGAAUUACCUGGAGCGGAUCCUGAUGAUGGUAUUGGCAACAUUCCUUUGGCUGAUGGAAAGGGCAAGGUUAAUCUGUUCCGCCUGAUGUGUGAGUUUGCAACCAUUGAAAGCAAGGUUUACAAACAGCUCUACUCGACCAAGGCUUCGAAACAGACCGAUGGAGAACUAUUGAAUACAAUUGGGGAACUAGAUCGUCAAUUGGAGGAGUGGAAAGAUAGCAUACCAAUCGAUUUCCGGCCAGAACAUGAAAUCAAGGCAUCGCAUACGCCAUUAAUACUUCACGUCGUAGUCUUACAUUUCACCUAUUACAAUUGCUUGACGACCAUUCAUCGAAUGUCGAUUCAUCACGGGUAUUGGACGAGUCGAUUGUCGAAUUAUGCUAUUUCUGGACUGAACGCAAGGGCACUGAAUCCUCGUGUCUUCUCUUCCGCCGCUCUUUGUGUUUCUGCUGCUCGAGCUUCAAUUCAUUUGAUCAAAUACGUACCACAGGGAGACUUUCAGUGUGUUUGGCUCAUAUUGUACUUCCCCGUUUCGGCGCUUGUGACAUUAUUUGGAAAUAUUUUACAGAACCCACAGGAUCCACGAGCCCGCGCUGACGUCCGAUUAAUGAGCAUGGUCGUCAGUUUCUUGUCAUUAUUGACUAAAGAAGCAGAACAUGGUGGUGUGAAACGAAUGUUGGGAGUCUGCUCCGAGUUUGAGAGAGUUGCCAAGGUCGUUUUAGACAAGGCAGAAAAGGAAAAUUCUUCGAGAAGGAAACGUAAGAGUGAUGCCAAUCAGGAUAUCAAGACGAAGCACGCUCCUCCACCACCAAUGCCAAACGGAAUGAUGCCGAACAUGGCUGGAAUGUUCUCACCGCAAAUGAAUGGGGGCAACAUGCAGAACGGUUAUGGAGGCAGUCCGAUGAAUAACCAGGGUUCCCCAGCACCGACUUGGAAUCCUGAAACCGAGUUUGCACAUGAUUUUUCAAAUCUACCUCCUGGUAUUUCAGCGUUCCAAGAUAUGGUAUAUGCACCACCGAAUGGACAAAUGGGCUCUCCUCUCAACAUGAGCAACUUCCAGCAACCAUUUGUCCCUCAAGAUCUCUGGCAAAUGCCGAUGGGACUUGAUUGGGAGUGGGCUGAUAUGACGGGUCAAUCGUAUUCGACGUUUGAGAAUGGGCUCAUAGGAGAUCCGACGAUGCAGAAUGUUAAUAAUCAACAUCUUCAACAUCAACCGAUGUAG
Messenger RNA from Glarea lozoyensis ATCC 20868, 2655 nucleotides. Its product is annotated as Zn2/Cys6 DNA-binding protein. The transcript is spliced from 6 exons. Gene Ontology annotation, molecular function: DNA binding; DNA-binding transcription factor activity, RNA polymerase II-specific; zinc ion binding. Bases 1 to 2655 code for a protein of 884 amino acids. The record is from RefSeq and is a predicted model, not a curated record. NCBI's taxonomy places the organism in Eukaryota, Fungi, Ascomycota, Leotiomycetes, Helotiales, Helotiaceae. Gene Ontology annotation, biological process: regulation of DNA-templated transcription; DNA-templated transcription.